Messenger RNA from Botrytis deweyae, 826 nucleotides. RefSeq lists its product as uncharacterized. The transcript has 2 exons. NCBI's taxonomy places the organism in Eukaryota, Fungi, Ascomycota, Leotiomycetes, Helotiales, Sclerotiniaceae. The record is from RefSeq and is a predicted model, not a curated record. The coding region runs from base 1 to 483 and encodes 160 amino acids.
AUGCUUUUGGCUUUCCCGAAAACCAAUACAGUAUCUCGGAACAUAAUCCCAACGCUCUUCAAUAUCCGCACUGUCACCAUCACGUGGCUUCGAUAUCGUCCAAUCAUGUCUUCGACACAAUCUUCACGAGAAGGAAGCUUCGAAAGAGAACUCCGUAGCACACCUUCGACUCCUGGAAGAGACAGUCAAAGCUCUUCACCACUCGCCCGAAAUCCCAGUGGACUUCCGGAUAUUUUGAGGUCACGGGUUUUGGCCAGUCCAAAAGAGUCCGAUGCAGAAUGCUGGGAAAGGAUGUUGGCAUUGCAGAAGGAGUAUCACUGUUAUCAAUCUGCAAGAUUGGAAGCAGCUGUAGAGGCUUUGGAAAACGGUUGGCUUCUUGAGGAAGUCCCUAGACCAUCUCGACUUUGCUUAGAUCUUAUUAACGAUGGUUUGAAGGCUCAAAUUCAAACAUUUGAUACCCUCCAAAGAGACUUGGUACAAUAAGAGUAGGCUUUGGUUGCAUCGCAGGAUCUAUAUCUGUUGAACAACGACCAGAUCAUAGUGUAAUAGGUGGAGAGAAACGCUGGAGAACGGGUUCCAUUCAUUGGCGAAAGCCAGCGAAUAUUGGUAUUUUAGCAUUGGCGUUAUGGAAUGGGCAAACUUGGGCACACGAUAAUAUUGGAUGGAAAUCGAUACCCACGGUCUGUAAUUUUGCGUUCUUGAAGGCUCAUUUAUAAUUCUGGAGGAUAAUGACUCCAGAAUGGCAGGGCGUUAGAUUGGGACAUAUUUUGAUACAUAAUAUAGAAUCAUCAACCAUAGAUGGGAAAUAUAUGAGAAUCGCCCAAAA